AUGGCACCUCCGUUCCGCGCCGAGCACAUGGGCUCUCUGCUUCGCCCGCAGCCGCUGCUGGACGCGCGCGAAGCCGUGCGGCAGGGCCAGACGGCCGAGGCGGCGGGCUUGCCGGCGACGGAGGCCAAGGCGGUGGCCGAGGUGGUGCAGCUGCAGCGGGAUCUGGGGUUCCGGGCGGUGGGCGACGGCGAGUUUGUGCGGACACGGUUCUGGGGGCUGACGUGGGACGAGUUUGACGGCACGACGCGGCUGCAGGACGCGGACGCGAGCCUGUUCCGGCUGUACCACCCGGACGUGGUGUCGCUGAUUGAGCCGGGCCGCCAGGUGAUGCCGGGCGACAGCGUGAUUGCGGGCGGGAAGCUGCGGCACAACCCGGCCAAGUCGGUGUCCAACCUGCACGAGCUGCAGCUGAUCCAGGCCAGCCUGCCCAAGGAGCACUGGGCGGACAUCAAGCUGACGAUGAUCACGCCGGCGUGGUUCCACAUGCGCUACAAGCAGGGCAAGGCGUACGCGCCGGAGGCGUACGACAGCGACGCCGCCUAUUUUGCCGACGUGGCGGCCGUCUACCGGGCGGAGCUGCGGCAGCUCUACGACGCGGGGCUGCGCAACGUGCAGUUUGACGACCCCGGGCUGGCGUACUUUUGCUCGGCCGCGUUCCGCGCGGGCUGGGCCGCGGAUCCGGACAACGUGGGCUCCGUGGACGAUCUGCUGGACGCCUACAUCCAGCUCUACAACGACGCCCUGGCCGGCCUGCCCGCCGACCUGCACACGGGCGUACACCUGUGCCGCGGCAACUUCAUCGGCGGCCGCCACUUUGCCGAGGGCGCCUACGACACCAUCGCCCAGAAGCUCUUCCAGACGCUCAACGUCAACACGUUCUACCUCGAGUACGACACCGCGCGCGCCGGCGGGUUCGAGCCGCUGGCGUUUCUGCCGGCCCACAAGAACGUGGUCGUCGGCGCCAUCAGUACGAAGCUGCGCACGCUCGAGGAUAAGGAGGAGGUCAAGGCGCGCAUCCGCCAGGCGGCCGCGUUUGUGGCCAAGGGCCGCGGCCAGACGGAGCAGGAGGCGCUGCAGAGCAUCGCCAUCAGCCCCCAGUGCGGCUUCAGCACGCACGAGAGCGGCUACCCGCUGCGCCCGGAGGACCAGCGCGCGAAGCUGGCGCUGGUGCGGACGAUUGCCGACGAGAUCUGGGGAGAGCCGUAG
This is a messenger RNA of Sporothrix brasiliensis 5110, 1206 nucleotides long. RefSeq lists its product as uncharacterized. NCBI's taxonomy places the organism in Eukaryota, Fungi, Ascomycota, Sordariomycetes, Ophiostomatales, Ophiostomataceae. Bases 1 to 1206 code for a protein of 401 amino acids. Gene Ontology annotation, molecular function: 5-methyltetrahydropteroyltriglutamate-homocysteine S-methyltransferase activity; zinc ion binding. The record is from RefSeq and is a predicted model, not a curated record. The transcript has a single exon.